GGGAGCCAGGAGGUGCAGCGGAGGGACCCGGGGAGCCAGGAGGAGCAGCGGAGGGAGACCCGGGGAGCCAGGAGGAGCCAGGAGGAGCAGCGGCUCCAUGAGCGGCCGCUGCCGGGACGGAGCCUCCAGAGGAGCCCUGCAGCCGGAGCCUCUCCGCCGCCGCCGCGGGUAACACGAACCCGGGCCACAGCACGGCGGCCAGUUCGGAAGUUUUGAUGCAUAUGCUCACAACCACCAUGAUUUUUAUGAUUCUUGGUGCUUCAGUUGUAAUGGCGAUAGCCUGUUUAAUGGACAUGAACGCACUACUGGACCGCUUUCACAACUACAUCCUACCGCAUCUACGAGGGGAGGACCGCGUCUGUCACUGCAACUGUGGAAGACAUCAUGUCCACUAUGUAAUCCCGUAUGAUGGGGACCAUUCCUUGGUGGACUCAUCAGAGAACUACUUUGUGAGUGACAGCGUGACCAAGCAGGAGAUGGACUUGAUGCUGGGGCUGCUGCUGGGCUUCUGCAUCAGCUGGCUGCUGCUGUGGCUGGACGGAGUCCUCCACUGUGCCGUCCGGGCCUGGAGGGCGAGCCGCUACUACGAUACCCCGUCCUGGUCAUGGCUGCCUCAGUUCUGCAACCUCCGAGACCUCCGUCGCCGGGCCCAGCUCCGGAAUAUGGAGGACUCCACUGGCAACAUGGUCCACAUCAAGCAGAAGCUCUACCACAAUGGCCACCCUAGUCCCCGCCACCUUUGAAUCUGAAAAACUGAACAACAAAACCAACAACAAAAAAAUUAAAACUAGAUCCUUUUCCCCAGCACACCUUCUCCCUUUCCCCUCCGACACCCCUCACCUCCCUUCCCCAAACAGCCUAUUGGCCAGCUAUUGCCUCAGAGACAUCUGGAAAACUGCCCUCCCCCCACUGUUCAUUACAUGGCCCCCUUAAACCCCAGUGACAGGACUUUCUUAGGACUAAACCUGGCUCCUGUCAGCACUCAAAAAAUCCCCAAAUGGAGCAAGAUGACGAUUUAUUUGUUGCCACUGAAAUCUUGUCUUAUGUCCAUGUCCACCAUUGUGGGAGGAGGAAGGAAGAAAAAAAGACAUUUUUAAGGGUGUUUUUUCUGUAUAGCGACAUUUUCUGUGUUCAUUGUUAAACUUGGCAUGCUCUUUUAGAACAGGGUAAGAUGUGGGCAGUGUAUGGAACCGGGUGGCGAGACUGGUGUCAUGAUAUUUUUUUUCUGAUGGGUGGGACUUUGUUGGUGUGGGGAGGGG
Messenger RNA from Limanda limanda (common dab), 1259 nucleotides. It is a transcript of the gene tmem240a, whose product is annotated as transmembrane protein 240a. The record is from RefSeq and is a predicted model, not a curated record. Lineage: Eukaryota; Metazoa; Chordata; Actinopteri; Pleuronectiformes; Pleuronectidae. The transcript is spliced from 4 exons. The coding region runs from base 216 to 743 and encodes 175 amino acids.